This is a messenger RNA of Penicillium brevicompactum, 2613 nucleotides long. RefSeq names its product Sad1/UNC domain protein. NCBI's taxonomy places the organism in Eukaryota, Fungi, Ascomycota, Eurotiomycetes, Eurotiales, Aspergillaceae. Bases 1 to 2613 code for a protein of 870 amino acids. Gene Ontology annotation, biological process: protein folding in endoplasmic reticulum. Gene Ontology annotation, cellular component: cytoplasm; membrane. The transcript has a single exon. The record is from RefSeq and is a predicted model, not a curated record.
AUGUUGACCGCGGGCCGGUCACCAUCACCCUGGACAUACCGUACCUCGAUCCUGCUCGCCCUAUGCACGAGCGUAAUUUCCCACACGUCCGUCCCGCCGUCCUCAACUGCCGUACACACCGCGACUCAGACUCCCACAUCAGCCCCAGCGAAUAUAUGUCCUGCGAAGAGUAGUCGGGAGGCAGAGGCGGAGCUGUUUAAUUUACCGCCAUGUCUGGAGACGCGCUGGGGUCCAGGUCAUGAUUUACACAUCGCCUCGGCAUUAGGGCCAACUACAGCUACCGGUGACUCAGAAGUUCGUCCGUCUGCUUCAAGCGACGCGAUAGAAGGGACGGCGAGCAAUACACCCGAUCAUAAUGCAGAUCUGGACCACGAUGCAGACUCCCUGCUUGACGGCGCUAGUUUCCUUUCAUUCGAAGAUUGGAAGAAACAGAAUCUAGCUAAGGUCGGACAAUCUGCGGAGAAUGUUGGUGGUAGACGGCCUGUGGUAUCUGGCAAAGACGAUCGCCGACAGCCAACGGGCAUCAAUAAUGCGCUAGACUCUUUGGGUGAUGAUGCGGAGAUCGAGUUGGAUUUCGGUGGGUUCGGAGCUGAAACGCCCGAGGCUAGCCCGACUGCUUGGGGUACGCAUAUCCCGUCGCGGUCAGGAGAGAACGCGGAUGGGAGAGGGAAUGGGGAUGUCGCUGCUCGUGGCGUGUCUCAGCGUGGUGCUUCGCGCCGCAAGGAUGCUGGAACUACUUGCAAAGAGCGAUUUAAUUAUGCUUCCUUUGAUUGUGCGGCGACGGUGCUGAAGACGAAUCCGGAGUGCAAGGGCUCGUCUUCUGUUCUGAUUGAGAACAAGGAUAGUUAUAUGCUGAAUGAGUGUCGGGCUCAGAACAAGUUUCUUAUCAUGGAGCUUUGUGAUGAUAUCUUGGUUGACACGGUUGUUCUCGCCAACUAUGAGUUCUUCAGCUCCAUCUUCCAUACUUUUCGAGUCAGUGUUUCUGAUCGGUAUCCAGCGAAACCUGAUCAGUGGAAGCAACUUGGGGUCUAUGAGGCACGGAACACUCGCGAGGUACAAGCCUUUGCGGUUGAGAACUCGCUUAUUUGGGCUCGAUACCUGCGCAUUGAGUUUUUGACGCACUAUGGACAUGAGUUCUUCUGUCCUAUUAGUCUGAUUCGUGUGCAUGGUACCACUAUGUUGGAAGAGUACAAGAAUGACGAAAGCUCUGACCGUGCUGAGAUUGAGGAGUUGGAUGUCAGUGAAGCCAAUCAGGUUCCAGGGUAUUUGGAGCCUAAACCUGCCGAGAUACCUGUUGAAAAGGUCAUCCCUCCAGCGGAGAUUGGCCCAAAAGUUGGAGAAGUCUGCCCAAAUCCUCCGUCGGAGCCUGUGUUGUCUUUCGUUGAACUCUUCAGGCCGGAAAUGUGUAGCAUUAAUGACGGGCCCCCUAUUGUCACUCCAUCGACCCCAGGAACUACUGCUCAGACCCAUCUACCGCCAAAGAACCACUCGAGUGCGGUACCGGGGGCCAGUGCUUCUGUGACCAAGACAGGAGGGCCACCUCUUCCCUCCAAGUCUGCGGAUGAAGCCCGGAAGUCCGGGGACACUCCCAAAGGCGCUGUGACUAUACCGGAUGCCUCGGCCAUACCUUCAGAGCCCACCCAGCAUAAUUCCACUGCGGAGCCCAUUGGGAAAUCCACCCAAAUCGUGAAAGAGGAGCACUACAAUCCUCCGCCAGAGUCUACCCGACCCACAAACACCCAACCACCAUCCUCUAAUCCUACCACCCAGGAAUCCUUCUUCAAAUCUGUGCACAAACGCCUCCAGAUGCUCGAGUCCAACUCGACCCUGUCACUUCUCUACAUUGAAGAACAGUCUCGUAUUUUGCGCGACGCGUUCAACAAAGUUGAAAAGCGGCAAUUAACCAAGACUUCCACUUUUCUUGAGAACCUUAAUAUCACCAUACUCAACGAAUUGAGAGAAUUCCGCGAGCAGUACGACCAUGUCUGGAAAUCCGUUGCUCUGGAGUUUGAGCACCAGCGUAUGCAGUACCACGGGGAAGUCCACUCCCUGAGCGCACAGCUAGGCGUCCUCGCCGACGAGCUAGUGUUCCAAAAACGAGUGACCGUGAUCCAAAGCAUCAUGGUCCUUUGCUGCUUUGCGGUAGUCCUGUUUUCUCGAGGGUCAGUCAGCAACUACAUGGAAUUCCCGGGCGUCCAAAGAAUGGUCGCUCGGUCCUACAGCCUGCGAUCCUCAUCUCCUAUUUUCGCCUCGGCUUCCCCGUCCGCGAGUCCAGGAUCCACACGGCCUACCUCCUCCUACCGACAGAACGCGGGCCAUCGCCGGAACCUCUCCGAUUCCUCAGACCAAGCUAGCCCUGAUAGCCCGACGGCGGCUUAUGCACCGCCCACUCCCACUUCAUCAUCUCCACGGGAAACAGAACCCGAAGAGCUUGUCAAGGCUGAGCAGGAACAGCUUCCGUCCCCCGAGUCUAUGUCUGUGCCCACUUUGCUUCUCCCACAACCCCGUCCACACAGUACCCCUCCUGUGAUGAACGGACACCCCGUCGACCUGGAUACCGACCCCGACUUUGAUACCCCCGUUGAAGACAGUCCGCGGUCACAUGAGUCAUGA